UCGAUCGGACAUCAGUCGCUGCUCAUCGGCACUCAAGGCGUUUUUUUUUGGAAUUGGUAUCAUCGCAUCAAGUGAAAAAGUAGUCAGCAUGAAGGUCUUCGUUUGCAUGUGUGCUCUGUUCGCUGUGGCCAACGCCGGAUUCCUGGGACUCCUUGGAGGAGGCGGUGGUGGUGGAGGUGGUGGCGGUGGUGCCAACCUGAAGGCCGGCAUCAGCCUGGGCGGAAAUGGAGGAGGUGGUGGCAAUGGAGGCGGCGGCGGCGGCGGCGGUGGUGGCUACCACGGCGGUCAUGGACCAAGUGGCCCAGUCCAGGUGGUCAAGGUGAUCCACCAGCAGGGCGGUGGCGGCUACUCCUCCGGCGGCGGUGGCUACUCCUCUGGCGGUGGCUACUCCUCCGGCGGCUAUGGAGGUGGCUACGCCUACGAAGCUGCUCCCCAGGUCUUCAAGGUGAAGGUCAUCUCUGGUGGAGGCGGCGGACAUGGACCCGCCCCCGGUCCCGUUUACCUGCCCCCCGUUGGUCCCGCCCCCUCCUCCGUGAAGGUCAUCAAGAUCCUGCAGGAAUCCGCCCCCAUUGUGAGUGCCCCACUGGUCGAGAGUGCCCCGCAGAUUGUGAAGGUGGUGAAUGUGGCAUCCGGACCCGUGGCUGGACCCUCCUUCAUUGGCGGCUCCUCAUCCGGCGGUGGUGGCGUCUCCCAGGUCAUCAAGGUGGUCCAUGAGAGCGGAAUCUCGUCGGGUGGUUACUCUGGCGGUGGAUACGCUGGUGGAUACACUGGUGGCUACUCUGCUGGAGGAUACGGCGGCGGUUACUCCUCGGGUGGCGCCACCAAGGUGGUGCGUGUGAUCCAUGAGCACUCCGCUCCGGCUGCCGGACCCGCCUAUGCCCCCAUCGAUGUGCCCGGACCAGUGGCUGCUCCAGUGGCUUCCUACCUGCCUCCCCAGGAGAUCGCUGCCCCAGCUCCAGCUCCGGUUUAUGCUGCUCCAGCUCCAGCUCCGGUUUACGCUGCUCCUGCUCCAGUUUACUCUGCUCCAGCUCCCGCUCCAGUUUACUCUGCUCCUGCACCUGCUCCAGUUUACUCUGCUCCAGCUCCCGCUCCAGUGUACUCCGCACCUGCUCCUGCUCCAGUGUACUCCGCACCAGCUCCCGCUCCAGUUUACUCCGCACCUGCUCCCGCUCCAGUGUACUCCGCUCCUGCACCUGCUCCAGUUUACUCCGCACCUGCUCCCGCUCCAGUGUACUCCGCUCCUGCUCCCGCUCCAGUUUAUGCCGAGCCAGCGUACUCCGCACCUGCUCCUGCCCCCGUCUAUUCCGCCCCAGCUCCCGCUCCCGUCCUGAGCCUGCCUCAUCCCGCUCCGGCGCCCGUUUUCGCACCAGAGGAGCAGGGCCUGCCCAUCGGCCACGCCCCCGCCCAGACUUACGGCCCACCGGGAUACUAGAUGCACCCGUCCAUUCGGAGGACCUUCCUGCUAACUACAUCGAGAGCAUUCUACCAUUCCUACACAACGCCAUGAGUUAAUUUAAGACAUUUUUUUUAUCACACAUUUUUUUGUUAGACAAUAUAUGAAGAAAACCAAA
Messenger RNA from Drosophila rhopaloa, 1571 nucleotides. RefSeq names its product skin secretory protein xP2. Gene Ontology annotation, biological process: positive regulation of transcription by RNA polymerase II. The record is from RefSeq and is a predicted model, not a curated record. Gene Ontology annotation, cellular component: RNA polymerase II transcription regulator complex. The coding region runs from base 89 to 1432 and encodes 447 amino acids. Lineage: Eukaryota; Metazoa; Arthropoda; Insecta; Diptera; Drosophilidae. Gene Ontology annotation, molecular function: transcription coactivator activity. The transcript has 2 exons.